AACGUUAAACGCCACUGUUGUUGUUUUAAAUACAUAACGUUUAAAAGGACCAAUGCAAACGGAGUACAUUAAGAGGUAGUGGAUGUCCGUAACAUAUCCUACUACUACAAAUAAUAUUAUUUACAUCUUUCCGUAGGCAUAGUUGCACGUUAUUUCAUUAGCGUUAUUUGGCAGAAUAAAAUGUCUCUGUGAUAUAUCAACAGCAGUUAAGUUACCACUAUAACUGUCUUCGGUAGUGGAAGACAAAAAUGUGGGGAGAAAUCGAGCCAUGUAUCAAACCCAAUGAGGGUGACAACGUGAAGUGCUGCGGUACAGACCAGAGAUGGACACACUCUCCAGAUCUGCAGCAGAAGACAGCACUGUGGGGAGAAAUCGAGCCAUGCACUAAACCUAAUACAUCUGGCAACUGCAAUGAACCUGCUCCUCAAGAAAAAUGUCCUCCUGAGACUGAUGUUAAGGAUGCCCAAAACACUACAAGCUACUCCCCAAAUCUACAGGAUGAGCCAUCCAGCUGUCUGAGCACAAUGAUCGAGGCUAUAGCAGCCAGUGGGAGUCCAGUGAAAAGCCAGCAGCUGGGGGAGCCAGAUUUAACUCUGGAGGAGAAGAAGAGGGUUUUGAUGGAUCAGUACAAAUCUAAGCCCUUAGUCUUUCUAGAGCGCUAUCAGGCCCAUCUGAAGCCAGAGCACAUGGACGCUUUCUCACACCUGAGCAAUGACUGCAGGGCGCAGUAUUACUGCAAGGAGAUUCAGAGACGGGCAUCUGGCACAGCAGACCGGACAAGGAUCCGGAACCAUCGAUACGCAGCUCUUCGUGUUCUUCAGAAAGAGGGCCAGUACUUCAGCGAGGAGCAGAUGCGUGUGCGAGAUCCACUGCUGUACGAGCAGUACAUCGGACAGUAUCUCAGUGAAGAGGACAUCAUGCAGCGCUCAGAGGAGGCCAUGAGGAACGGCCCAGGGGGACUCGCUGACCUGCUUAUCAACUCCUACCAGGAGAAACUCAUCCAGAACCGCCUGGAGGAGGAGCAGGAGAGAGAGCAGUGUGCAGUGGAGGAGUCGGAUGAGGAAGAAUGUGAGGAACCCAGACCGGCAGAGUGGGAGCCAACUGCAGAAGAGAAAGCCAUGCUGAGGGAGGAGUUCCUGAGUCAAAUGCAUCAGCGCUUUUUGGAUGGAAAAGAUGACUUCAACUACAGUGAAGUGGAUGGGAAUCCAGAUUUUGAUAACCUGGAUAUCGUAAGCCAUGAUGCAGAGGAGCGCUACUUUGAUGAUGAUGAUCAGGUAGAAGAGGAGGAAAAAGAAGAGGAGGAGGAAAAAGAAGAGGAGGAGGAAAAAGAAGAGGAGGAUGAUAUGAUGCAAUAGCCCUUCAUGUUCAGAAUGAUUUUCACAUUUCUCCUGUUUGAUAUUUUUGUUUGUGUAGGUUAAAUGUGAUUAUCAACACUUAAUUGUCUUUAAUAAAAGAGUACUAUUUUUCAA
This is a messenger RNA of Rhinichthys klamathensis goyatoka, 1469 nucleotides long. It is a transcript of the gene ccdc97, whose product is annotated as coiled-coil domain containing 97. Bases 249 to 1355 code for a protein of 368 amino acids. The record is from RefSeq and is a predicted model, not a curated record. The transcript is spliced from 6 exons. NCBI's taxonomy places the organism in Eukaryota, Metazoa, Chordata, Actinopteri, Cypriniformes, Leuciscidae.